This is a messenger RNA of Rhizoctonia solani, 1719 nucleotides long. Its product is annotated as heat shock protein 70 kDa 12A. The record is from RefSeq and is a predicted model, not a curated record. NCBI's taxonomy places the organism in Eukaryota, Fungi, Basidiomycota, Agaricomycetes, Cantharellales, Ceratobasidiaceae. Bases 1 to 1719 code for a protein of 572 amino acids. The transcript is spliced from 13 exons.
AUGAAAGUAUUUGCUGAAGGCCCUUGGAGUCGCCCCUCCAAAAUCAUACUCGGGAUUGACAUUGGGACCACCCAGAGCGCUGUUGCGUUCGCGUAUCUCUACCCUGGUUUGUCGCGUGUAUCUUCAUCCCCUGUGAUGGAAUGGCCUGGCCAGGAGUCUCAAAAGGGAGAGAGCAAAAUCCCCACCCUCGUUUAUUACGACUCGAAUAACAAGCCGGUGUCUUUUGGGGCAGCAGCUUUGAAGCCCGAAAUUGCGGAAAAGGCCGAGGACGAACACUGGAAACUCGCCCGCCACUUCAAAUUACAUCUUCAUCCGGAGGCCAUGAAGAAUAAGCAUAAUCUGCAUGCCCAGCCCCUACCUGCUGGCGUUUCGCUCCUCACCAUUUACACUGACUUUAUGGUCUACCUUAUGCAACACACGAAGAGUUAUUUUGAAUCUCGGAUUAUUGAUGGGCAGAAAGUUUGGGAAGAGCACCAUAAAGAUAUGACCAUCGCGGCUAUCGCGGCCAAUUACGUUCCAUCCUCCAAGGCCAUCUCACAGGUUCGAUUUAUCCGAGUCAUUGAUUCAACGAUGGUUGUAGCCCGACACGACUUUAUCGUUUGCGAUGCUGGAGGUUCGACAAUUGAUACCACUGCGUACUGUGUCAAGACAGCGUCACCCCUGUUGGAGCUUGAGGAGAAAAAGGCUUCGGCAUGCGUGCAAGCAGGAGGCGUAUUCGUUGAUGGCGAAUUCGAGCAAUACUUGACUCGGAUUCUGAACAGAAUUGACAUAGACGAAGAAGAGCGAGGCGAUUAUAUCCGAACAGCGGUCAAACAUUUUGAGUCGGUUGCGAAGAAAGAGUUCCACGACGUGGGGGAACAGUACCGAGUUGACUUGGGUUCGGGGAAAAAGUUCGUACACAAAGAGUUCGGGAUCAACAGAGGUGUUAUUUCACUGGAAGGGAACAAAGUUGAAAGCUUUUUUGAGAAGUGCGUAACGCAAACAAUCGAGAGCGUCCGUCAACAAAUGUCAGAACUCGAUUGCAAGCACAUUCUCGUCGUAGGAGGAUUUGGCGAAAGUCUAUAUCUACGCAAGGAGCUUACCGAUGCGUUUGGAAACAGCGGAUGCACAGUCAAUAUCGCGAACGACUCAACGGCCAAGGCUGUCGCAGACGGGGCUGUUAUCUGGUGUGGCAAGCUUAGUGUUGUCAGCCGCGCAACUCGUAUGCCGUUCGGUGUUGAGAUCAACGACCCGUACAACGCGAGAGAACCUAAUCACGCCGGACGUCCUGUUCACCGUCAUGAUGCUGGCUAUGACUACGUCACCGGGAAAUGGUCGCAGAUCGUUGGACGGGGCGUUGUCAUGAACGCGGAUGGUGCCAUGCGCGAAUCGUAUUGGCGUUCCUACAAGACCCCCAACCCCCGCCUGGCCAACUUCAAGGUCACCAUGUUUGCCUACACUGCUGAUGGAACGCCGAACGCCUGGUUGCGCGAUCCUCAAGGCAACAUGAAUCGGGGCUUUGAACAGAUCUGCGAAGUCGAGGCAGAUCUUAGCGGGAUGCGCCAGGCUUUGAAGCGCAAGACCGGUCGUGAUGGCGAGUACUAUUACCUAGACUUUACCAUGGCGCUUCAGUUUGGUGGCACUGAAAUCCAGGCGUUUGUGGAAUGGGAGCAAGAUGGUGAAACCCGUACUGGACCAGCUUCAAUUUUACCGAGCGCUUUGACAAGUGCGCAACUUUGA